Molecule: messenger RNA, 1071 nt
Organism: Penicillium samsonianum
Lineage: Eukaryota; Fungi; Ascomycota; Eurotiomycetes; Eurotiales; Aspergillaceae
Exons: 2
Coding region: 1-1071 (356 amino acids)
Molecular function (GO): protein binding
Source: RefSeq, a predicted model, not a curated record
AUGGACUUCGUGUUCGCAACCCCGAGUGAUGUGACACUCAUUGUCAUUGAAGAGCCGAGCGAGAACGAAGAAUACCAAACCAAGACGGCCUUAUUUCACGUUGAUCGCUCAAAAUUGAUUGAAAGCAGUGCAUACUUUCAAAGCAUGUUCGCAUCUCAGUGGGAAAGAGCCGAAAAUCACAAGCCCACUCUCAGAGGCGACACAAUCAAAGGCAUGGAAGUGAUGUUAGGGUCGAUUCAUGGAGUCGACAUCGAGCCAGAUUCUGUCUCGGUCGCAGAUGUCUGGUACACAAUCAAGGCCUGCAACAAGUACCUGCUGGAUCCCAAGAAGCUGAUGGGCUGGUUCGUACGAUGGAUCAAAUGGAUUGACAAGAACAAACCCGCAAGAUGGGAAAAUUGGGAUUUCAACCGCCAGCUGCUAUUUCCCUGCCAUUUCUUUGAUCAUGCAAAAGCAUUCCAGCAUAUUUCAAAGAGACUCGUCUACAUCACCCCGGGUCAUAUCACAGAAAUGGCCCCGACAGACUCGCCAUCAUUCGAGCCGAUGCAUAUGCCCGCUAUCGUCAUGCAGCAACUAAACGCAGCUAGAGGGCGGCUCCGAACAAUUCUCCAAAGAUCGCUUUUUGAAGAUGUAAAUGUGGCUAUCGAUCAUGCUCGUUGUGCCUGUGCAGCGCGAAACAUCUUUUUCUACAUGAGAGAACUACAUAGAAUCGGGGUCAGGCCGCUGGAUAGUGACAUUCACAAGAACUCGGUCCGUGAUAUUCUCGAUCGACUAGAGAGCUUCGAUGACGACCAGAUGGCAAACAGCGAUCCAUUAUCAAUGCAGAGGUGCGAGGCAUGCUCCCACUCCUGGAAACGGACAGUGGAGCAUGCACGAAGACAGGUGGAGAGCUACUUUGAUGGUCUAUGCUUGGAUUGCAUGCAGAAUCAUCCAGACGAGAAUUCUGAGUACUGGAAUCUCGGCACGACAAGAUACGUGUAUGACAAAACCUGCCGCAUCAGCCACGGCGAGCCGACCUGGUACUUCAGCUUCAUGGGCCGCCGUGACAGAAAUCCAUACCGCAUGCGACCCUGA